Ipomoea triloba (trilobed morning glory) is the source of this 2309-nucleotide messenger RNA. Its product is annotated as cysteine--tRNA ligase 2, cytoplasmic-like. Lineage: Eukaryota; Viridiplantae; Streptophyta; Magnoliopsida; Solanales; Convolvulaceae. Gene Ontology annotation, cellular component: cytoplasm. The record is from RefSeq and is a predicted model, not a curated record. Gene Ontology annotation, molecular function: ATP binding; cysteine-tRNA ligase activity. The coding region runs from base 329 to 1969 and encodes 546 amino acids. Gene Ontology annotation, biological process: cysteinyl-tRNA aminoacylation. The transcript has 10 exons.
UCCUCCUUGGUUUCUCUCCACAGACCGCCGCAGACCGCCGCGAAUCAGCGACUAGACCGCCGCUGCCGUCGCCGUCCACCGUGAACCAGCGACCGGAGCUCAACAGACCGCCGCCCCUCUGCUAAUCUGCCAUUUAUUUUCAAAACCUAGACCUGGGCUAGUAUCAACAUUUUAAAGAUAACCAGGGGCUUCUUUGCAAUUUCCGGAGAAAGAACCUGGUUAAACCCAAAUAUUGAAUACCCGAAACUAAAGGCAUCAGUUUUCACAGCAGAGGGCUUAGGGUUUUGUUGGUGCUGAAUUGAUUUGGCUGAUUGGAGAAACUCCAAAUAUGGGGAAGAAACGGCUGGAACUGUUCCUGUACAAUAGCAUGACGAAGCUGAAGGAAGUUUUCAAGCCGAAGGAGGAUGGUAAGGUGGGAAUGUAUAUCUGUGGCGUCACCAGCUACGAUUUCAGCCACAUUGGCCACGCUCGAGCCUAUGUAGCUUUCGAUAUUCUCUACAGAUAUCUAAGAUACUUGGGAUAUGAGGUGGUUUAUGUGCGUAAUUUUACGGAUGUGGAUGACAAGAUAAUUAAAAGAGCAAAUGAACUUGGGGAGGAUCCAGUAUCAUUGAGUGGUCGGUUUUGCCAAGAGUUUCUUAGUGAUAUGGUUGAUCUCCAGUGCCUCAUGCCCACCCAUCAGCCGCGCGUUACAGAUCAUAUGGAUCAAAUAAAGGAAAUGAUAGCACAAAUAAUGAGCAAUGGUUGUGCUUACACAGUUGAAGGGGAUGUAUAUUUCUCUGUUGAUAAAUUUCCAGAGUAUGGUAAGUUAUCUGGACGGAAACUUGAAGAUAACCGAGCUGGUGAGCGAGUUGCUGUUGAUUCAAGAAAGAGAAAUCCGGCUGACUUUGCCUUGUGGAAGGCUGCAAAGCCUGGCGAGCCAAGUUGGGAAAGCCCCUGGGGUCUUGGAAGGCCAGGAUGGCAUAUAGAGUGCAGUGCUAUGAGUGCUCAUUAUUUGACUCACUCAUUUGAUAUUCACGGUGGUGGUAUGGAUUUGAUUUUUCCUCAUCAUGAAAAUGAGAUUGCCCAAAGCUGUGCUGCUUGCUCUGAGAGUAAAGUGAACUAUUGGGUACACAAUGGAUUUGUCACUGCAAACGAUGAGAAAAUGUCAAAAUCACUUGGAAACUUCUUCACCAUUCGUGAGGUUACCAAGCUCUACCAUCCCCUUUCGUUGAGAUAUUUCUUGUUGGGGACACACUACCGUUCUCCGGUCAAUUAUUCAAUAUCACAGAUAGAAAUUGCAUCAGAAUCUCUGUUCUAUAUAUAUCAGACAUUACAAGAUUGUAAAGAAGCCGUUUCAAAGUUACAAGAUGGUAUUGAAAUGAAAGGAGGCCGUGUAAGUGCUGCUGCCCAAGAAUGCAUCAAGAAGCUGCAUACUGAGUUUGAGUCGAAACUUUCUGAUGAUUUACACACUCCUUCGAUAUUAAAUGGUGCCCUUCAAGAAGCCUUGAGAUUCAUGAAUAGCUCUUUGAACACACUGAAGAAGCAGAAAAAGCAACAACUGGUAUCUGGUAUCAUCUCCAUUACUGAGUUGGAGAAAGAAAUGAAGGCAGUGUUGGAUGUUCUUGGAUUGCUACCCGGUUUAACUUAUUCUGAGGUUUUGCUGCAAUUGAAAGAAAAAGCAUUGAUAAGAGCGGAGUUGACCGAAGAAGAUAUUUUGAAGUCAAUUGCCGAAAGAGCAAAAGCAAGGGAAGAAAAGGAAUACGCUAAAAGCGAUCAGAUUAGGAGUGGUUUGGCUGUUAAAGGGAUUGCUUUAAUGGAUGUUGGGAAUGAAACAAUUUGGAGGCCCUGUGUACCAACCCAACAAGAAAGCAACGAGCAAGCUCAACAAAAACUUCCUGCUGCUACACCACCUCAGCAAGAAAAACCCGCUGUGCCACAUCAGCAAGAUCAGCAAACUGUCACCACCAGUGUGCCACCUCAGAAAGAUUAGGCUACUGACAAUUGUGCCACGUCAGCUGACAAAAUAGGCUGCCGGCAGCUGACAAAAUAGCAAGCAAUUUCUGGACAUCAUUUUUUUUGGGUAUGGUUUUGAUGCUCUCAACUUUCUGAACAAAUGGUUUCAUAGAAUAUAUGAUCACAUAAGCUAUAAAUUGUACCAUUUGAUCCUCAGUUGUACUAAAAUAAUUGUACCGUUUUGAUAUGAGCUGUUGCCUCUUUGUUGAGGCAGUAAACUAUCACUAAAGAACACAUAGUUUAACAUUUUUAUUGUUUCCAGAUGUCUGUGCAAAGGUAUCAUAUCAGUUAUAGAAAUACGAUUUUUCUAAUCUUAA